UCAUAAUUAAUGCAAACACAAUGCACCUCUAAUGUAAAUUAUUCCAAAGCAAUUGUAUUUCUUUAGAAUUUGUUGCUAAAUAAAAUAUCAUUAUUGCUAGUAAUUUUAACUGAAUUAAAAUGAAUUUCAUUUCAUUUAAAUCAGAUUUGCUACAGGCUGUGCAAGCGAAUAAUAAUUAUUUGGUUCUGAAACUCCUGUCUGAACAUUCGCAUUAUGCUGAUAAUUGGAAAGAUUUGAACACGAAGAACGGUGACACAGUUAUUCAUCUUGCUGCACAUUCUGGUUGUGUGUCCAUAAUAAAAUACUAUGCAGAAAAGGUUAACAGAGUGAUCUUGGAGCAUAAGAAUUUUGAUGGGAAAACACCAUUGCAUAUUGCUGCUCAUUCCGGACAGCUGGAAUGUGUGAAAUAUUUGCUAUCUCAAGGUGUUUCUGUUAAUGCUCUUAAAAGAUCUGAUUGGACUCCUUUAAUGUUGGCUUGUACAAAAUCUAAUUUAAACAUCAUAAAGGAACUCUUAGUGCCUGAUGCUGAUCUGAAUAUUGCAAACAAAGAUGGGUGGACAGCUUUUCACAUUGCUUCAAGGGAAGGAAAUGUGAAUAUAAUACAAUGUCUUUUAAAAUUCAACCCUAUGAUAUGGAAUACGAAAAGCAAAAAUGGAAGAACACCUCUGCAUACUGCUUCUCUUCAUGGACAUCUUGAACUUGUAAAGAUUUUCUUAGAAUGUACAAGUUAUGAUAUAAAUGUGAAAGAUUCAUGUGGAAUUACACCUUUAAUGGAUGCUGUAUCAGGAAAUCAUAAUCAAAUUGUAGAAUUUUUAGUUAAGAAAGGGGCUUCAGUUAUAGAACAAGAUAAACUUGGAAGAAAUGGAUUACAUCUUGCCGCUGAAGCUGGAAAUAUGGUUUGCGUUAGAUAUCUUGUCAAAUGUCACAAUAUAUCUGUUGAUUCAGAAACACCACAAGGUCUUAGGCCUUUGCAUUUUGCUUGCAGAGAAAAUGAAAUUGACACAUUUUGGUUAUUAUGGGAAUUAAGGGCUAACUGUUAUUUAAAAGACAACCAAGGAAGAACUGCGAUGGAUUAUCUGAGUGACGAUGAAGUCCAAACAUCUAUAUGGAAUAAACUGAAACAAUAAAGCUUCACUGAAAAACAAAAUCUGUCAACAUUCCUUAAAUUGAUUUGUAAGGUUGUUACACUGAAAGUCAAGCUUUCAUAUCUUCGAAGCGAAGGUACAUGCAGCAAGGAUAUUGAUCCUCUAGAACGUCGAAUCACUGA
This is a messenger RNA of Argiope bruennichi, 1267 nucleotides long. RefSeq names its product ankyrin repeat domain-containing protein 16-like. The transcript has 8 exons. Gene Ontology annotation, molecular function: protein binding. The record is from RefSeq and is a predicted model, not a curated record. The coding region runs from base 120 to 1127 and encodes 335 amino acids. NCBI's taxonomy places the organism in Eukaryota, Metazoa, Arthropoda, Arachnida, Araneae, Araneidae.